Messenger RNA from Trachymyrmex septentrionalis, 463 nucleotides. RefSeq names its product probable alpha-ketoglutarate-dependent hypophosphite dioxygenase. The record is from RefSeq and is a predicted model, not a curated record. The transcript has a single exon. NCBI's taxonomy places the organism in Eukaryota, Metazoa, Arthropoda, Insecta, Hymenoptera, Formicidae. The annotation marks the transcript as partial.
UCACCUUACUUGAUGCAUCAAGACUAUCCUUAUUUUCCUCACAAGAAUCACACUAUGCUGGCUGUGUUUCUACAUUUGGAUGAUACAACGCCGGAAAAUGGUGGUUUGGCGAUAUAUCCUGGCAGUCAUAAACUAGGACCGUUGAAGGAUAUUAAAGUAAUCGAUGAACGGGGUGAUCCUAUUCACUAUGUCGAUCCUAAGGAAUACCCUUUGUCCAAAGCUACUCCCAUAUCUGCCAAAAAGGGUGAAGUUGUCUUCUUCUCUUACCUAACACUUCAUGGUUCGUAUCUGAACUUGUCUGAUAAAACUCGACGCAUGUUUCUCAUACAAGUGAGAGCUGCCGAUGAUGAACCGACCCUGGACGUGCAUAAUUCCCCUUGUCAAGGCUUGAUGCUUCGGGGUAAAAAUAUUUACAAAGACGCAUUGAUGACCAACAGAUAUAAAUAUUAAGCGAAUAUUCACU